This is a messenger RNA of Athalia rosae (coleseed sawfly), 1690 nucleotides long. Its product is annotated as translocon-associated protein subunit alpha. Bases 181 to 1026 code for a protein of 281 amino acids. Gene Ontology annotation, cellular component: endoplasmic reticulum membrane; endoplasmic reticulum. Lineage: Eukaryota; Metazoa; Arthropoda; Insecta; Hymenoptera; Athaliidae. The record is from RefSeq and is a predicted model, not a curated record. The transcript has 5 exons.
GAAGUGUUGACCUUCCACGUAGCUGAUUUCGGUGUGGGGACGCUCUACUCGGACGAUUCGCAUUGCUCGUUGGAACUCAUGUGUAGUUACCAUUUGUUCGCCGUGCGGGUUUUUGGCGUGAUAUUUGUAUGUUAAAAGUAGAUGAUUGAGGUGUGAAAUAGAACUAAAAGAUAUUAAAAAAUGAAAAACUUUAUCCUAUUUAUACUACUGGCCUUGCCAGCCACUCUUCUCACAGUUAAUAACGGACCUCUAUUGGCUUAUGGUCAAGAAGAUGAGAUCGUCGACGACACGGUUGAAAUUGAAGGUGAUGAUGGCUCUGUGGUACCAGAUGAUGAGAUAGAAGAGGAUACUACAAAGGCAUCAGCUGAUGCUGAAACUGUAAUACUCUUCACAAAGCCUGUCAUCUCUUCUGCUGCAAAUCUAGAACUACCUGCUGGGGUAUUAGUCGAGUUCUUAGUUGGUUUUACGAAUAAGGGUGAAGUGGAUUUCACUCUGGAUACUGUCGAUGCUUCCUUCCGUUAUCCUAUGGACUUUAACUUCCACAUUCAAAAUUUCUCAACUAUUACGUACAACAAGGUCGUCAAGCCAAAUCAUGAAGCUACAGUUGCUUACUCUUUCAUCCCAUCAGAAGUGUUUGCUGGAAGACCUUUUGGGCUCAACAUUAAUCUUAAUUACAGAGAUGCUAAUGGCCUCUCUUUUACUGAUGCAGUUUACAAUGAAACUAUACAAAUAGUUGAAUUGGACGAAGGUCUGGAUGGUGAAACUGUGUUCCUGUACGUAUUCCUAGCUGCGUGUGCUAUCUUGACUCUAGUCGGUGGUCAGCAGUUGUUGUCUUCUUUUGGACGAAAAUCCCGGUUCUCCUCAUCUCGUAAGCCACCUGUAGAAAUGGGGACAUCCAAUCCAAACAAUGUUGAUUACGACUGGCUACCCAAAGACACUCUUAAUAGGCUAAGCAAAUCUCCAAGAACUCCAAAGCAGAGUCCGAGACAGCGAAAAGCUAAGCGGGCGGCAGGGUCCGAUGACUGAAUUAUGUUUAUUUAAUUUAUACUAGCUAUAUUUUGAAAUCGGUGAAGUUAAAUUGAAAAUUAAUUGUGUAGAUAUGUCAAGAUUCGAAACAACUUCUGUAUCAACAUUGUAUCAAGUCUUAAGAAGAAUCACUCAUCUUUUUUUCUUUUUUUUUUCCUCUGCUAUUUUUCUUUAUUCUCCUCUUUUGGUGAAGUGAUGUUUUACGCUUGUAGACAUUGAGAUUUGAAGUCUAGAGAAAAAACCAGUUUUAAUACAACUUUUCCUUAUAAAAUUCAAACCUUUCUAUUAUUUAUUUCACGUUAGUAUACUCAGACAAAUUAAUAAACCAGCUAUUGGUAAAUGCCUAGAUGUGGCAGCCGCAAUCGCCAAGCAUGGUUGGUCUUCAUUCUCUCGUUGAAAACAAAUAAUGAGUUAUAUACGUAUUCGAACAAAAAGAUAUAAAAACAUGCGAUAUUACGUACAGAUUAUAACUGAAAAAGUAGUGUUUGUUUUAUGAAUAACGUGAGUUACCCCAAGUGUGGAUGAAAGUGUUAUUUACCUCGCCUUUCAAUUAUUGAACGAAUAGAUGGAACAAAUGCAAUUGCUAUAACAUUCUACAUAAUUUGAGAACGUUUAAGGGCGAAAUAAACAUUUGUAAUGGGAAAAUACACUUAAUUUGGUGAGA